Galleria mellonella (greater wax moth) is the source of this 2254-nucleotide messenger RNA. Its product is annotated as nuclear cap-binding protein subunit 3-like. The record is from RefSeq and is a predicted model, not a curated record. Gene Ontology annotation, molecular function: RNA 7-methylguanosine cap binding; mRNA binding. NCBI's taxonomy places the organism in Eukaryota, Metazoa, Arthropoda, Insecta, Lepidoptera, Pyralidae. The transcript is spliced from 3 exons. Bases 230 to 1585 code for a protein of 451 amino acids. Gene Ontology annotation, cellular component: cytosol; nucleus.
ACAUACUUUCUCUAAUCUGUGCAGUUGACCUGUUUUAUUUUUCAUUGUUACGUUUUUCCUUUAUUUCACAUAAUAUUUAUUAAAUUAAUUUAUAUCUAUUCGAUUAUGAAAUGAAAUUGAAAUAUCACACACGAACAAUUCAGUUUGAAAUCUGUGCUUUUACAGUUUUUGUAAUUGGCUUCUAAACGAAUUAUACAUAAACAUUUAUCAGUUGUUACACCUAUUAAAAAUGGAUCGAGAAGAAGGUGAAAUGAGUGAUGACAAUGAAAUGCUUGUCGAUGAUGCAAAGGAAGAUACACCUGCUAGCGAUUUUAAAUGCACCACGUUGUAUAGAGCUGGAAAGGAGGGUAUAUUUAUACAGAAAUUGGAAAAAAUUGAUGCUUCAAAAAUAGAAGAAAGAGCAAAUCGAUUUGGCUUAAAUUUGACUGGAAAUAGGAUAGUGACACAAAGGCAAAUUGAUGACCUUUAUACCAAUUGUGGCAUUGAGAGUGGAAAUGAAAGACACUUUCGUUUUGAAGCUAUUCAUUUACAUGGUGUUAAUGGAUUAAAUACUAGAGAAGUAUUUGAAUAUUUAGAGGAUUAUAAACCUGUUUCUUUAGAAUGGUUAGAUGACCUCUCUUGUAAUAUUGUUUUUCAAGAUCAUAUCACUGCUGCAUUGGCUUUAUUAGUACAUUCUCGUGAAAUCAAAAGUGAAGAAAUCAAAAAUGUGCUUUCUGAAAAAUCGCAUCAUUAUUGGAGGGAAGGCAUGCCGCAUCCAAAAAAUGAUUUAAUAUUAAUGCGUUUUGCAACUAAUGGAGAUAAGAAAAUGACCAAAAAGCAAUUACAAAAUAAAUACAAAAAUAGUAUCUAUGAACAUAAUAUGGAUUCUGUUAGUAAAAAUCCUUGGGGAGAUCUAUGCAAAUCAUGGGGUGUUUAUGAUCACCAAGAAGUUUUCCAAAGAAAACUGCCAAAGAAUGAUUAUAAAGAUGAAUUAGAAGAAUCUAAUGAAGUGGUGCAAAUUAAAAAUAAAAAACUAGCAAUGCGCCUUGGUAAAAGAAGUUAUAAAAGUGAAGACAGUGGUUCAGACUCAGAGUGGAAGAAGAAAUCUAAGACACCCAGAAUGAGAAUGCAUGCUGAUGAUGAAGAAACAAAGAAAAAGCAAGUUCAAAUAUCAAGGGAAGGAUCAGAGGAAAAUGAAACUUAUCCACCAUUAUCUAUUGAAGUGGUCAAUUCUCAUAGUAGUUAUGUACCGAGGAAUCCAACAAAAUUAUCUGAUAAAUUUAGAAGUAAUAAAAAUAAAGUACAAAAAGAUAGAAUUCACUCUAGAUUAGGUGUUAAAGUAAUUCCUCAAGAGGAUCCCGAGUACAGUGAUGAUACAUCAUCAGAUAGUGCUGAUUAUAACAUCAUGAGUAGAGUUCAAAAAGUUAAUAGUAAAAAUGAGGUUAGUGUGUGGUCUAGAUUAGAAACUAAGCAAAGUAAUAAAAACUCACAAAAUGAUUUGAGACAAAUUUUAAAAUCAAGAAAACAUGACGAUCUUCGUGAUAAAAUUGGAAAAAUGAAACAGUCUAAUUUACGUAUUGAGAUAGACAAUACCUAUUGUAAAUAAUAAUUUCAAGUAUUUGAUCUUAAUUUCUAAGUAGUUAAUGUUGACUUGAACUAAUGAUGUCUAUCUAAUAUUUAUAAUUUACAAUUAAAAAAUAAAUAAACAAGGUGAUUAAAGAUGCCAUUGGUAUAUUUUUUUUUAAAUAUAAACGUAUACAUUUUUUUGUUAACAACAUUUAUGUACCUUACUUGUAUUAUUAUACACUCACGACAAUAAUUUCACAUUAAGUAUUAUCAAAUAUACACACAAAUAUAUUUGGAAUUUGUAGUAGUCUUUAAAUUAUUGCAAAUUAAAUCUCCAGCGAACUGUAAAAUAAUUUUUCGGAAUAUCAUGAAAAAUAUUUUUUGAAUUUUUUCUACUAAAUCGAUACCAUGAUCACGCGGUUUCAAUACAAAGUUCAUAAAAUUAUAUACCUACUAUGUUCCUUGUGGAAAAUCUGUGGUUUCACAAAUAUUUUUAUAUUUACUCUAACUUUAUACCGACAAUUACAUACUGUAUAGAAAUGGAACUGUACUGAUAUUUGACUUUAAAUUGUUAGAACUGGUUUAUUUAUUUUUUAUUAUAAUGAAGUGAAAAAAGUAAACUUUACCUACUUCUAUUAUAGUUUUACACAAAAUCAGUUUUUGUAAAUAAAUCUUAAAUAGCAAUUAAAAUAUAUAUUUCUUAUACGUA